Messenger RNA from Pyrenophora tritici-repentis Pt-1C-BFP, 1626 nucleotides. The record is from RefSeq and is a predicted model, not a curated record. NCBI's taxonomy places the organism in Eukaryota, Fungi, Ascomycota, Dothideomycetes, Pleosporales, Pleosporaceae.
AUGGCCAUCUGCAAGUAUGACGCAGCAUUUUCUCUAACCCAGCUCAGAUGGAUACACAUCAACUCUAUCUGGGAUCGAACAGAGAAGGUACUGUUCUUGCUCCUCGACGGCUACCUAAACUACUACUUCAUACGCGUGGUGAACGCAGACCUAGUGAGAAACGGCUUGACCAAAUACAAUCGUCUAGUCCGCUUCAACAAGCGUAUAAUUGUAGUUUCUCUUUCUCUAGACGUCAUGAUCAUCGGAGCAAUGAGCAUUCCUAAUGGAUUCGUUUACGCAAUGUUUCAUCCGCUGGCCUACAUAGUCAAGCUCAACAUUGAGAUGUCAAUGGCCCAUCUCAUCAAGACGAUUGUGCUGGACAACCGACAUACAGUCUGCGAUCCGCAUCUGUUGUUGACAUACAAAUCAUCUCCGGAAUCGGACGUACUCAACACCAAUCUAUUCGCGGAAGUGCCCAGGCAUCGACUGUCACUUAUUCGGGGACUCUUUGGUGGAGAACAUGUCGUAUUCCCACAAGAAGAUGUUCGAGCUAGGGAACUGCAAGAUGUCUCUAUACAGACCACAUCGAUACCCGAUUCUGAAACGCCGCUCCGUAAACAUGUGGCCAAAAAAGAAGCUGGAACAAGUUCCGGUGACAAUCUGAGUAUCUAUGAUGCCCAAGGAAACAGGAAUGAUGAUGUGGAGAACGUCACUGGGAAUGACGAGAACAUGGAUGGAAUUGAGAUGUUGGGAGGAAUACCACCGAUAACUCUGCCGGAGCCCGUCCUGUUACCCGCUCUCUUUCUUGGUGUUGAAAAGCCCACAACUGCAUAUCGCAUCGUUAAACACCAGUUCUUUGAAAUGAAGGGUGUAUUCGCCUUUGCUAGCUUCGUCGCUAUUGCUAUCGCGGCAGAUCCCAAGCUAUCUAAAGCUAAACCCUCCAUCUCGUUGAACCCCCUCGCAAGGCGUAACUACGCUGCCACAUACUGUACGUUGCACUCAAACCCAAAAGGAUCCAUCCAUACUAAUAAGCCAGACUCUACUCCUCCCGAGCCCACGGACAGCUACCCGGUGUCCUCCGUCAUUGAAAUUCCUCCUCCACAGCCCACCGAAUGCUUAGAUACAGACCCAGACCCAUGCUCGACAGUAUUGAUCACCGUCACCUCUAUCCACACCAUCUCCGUCAGCCACGUCCCUUCAAGCCUCAUCAGUGAACCACCCACCACCAGCGAUCAGAGCUCUGCCACUGUUCCCCCGGAGUCGGCCCCUGCGACCGAGACAGAGAAGAGCAGCACCGCCGCGCCGGAGGAAUCCACGGUUGGGACGACAACCGAUAUCCAGACUGAAACGUCGCUGGAGCCGGGUACGCCUAUCGCUACGGCUACGGAGACAGCGACGGAAAGCGAACUGAGCACUAGUCUUCCAUCUGACAUUACACUUUCAAUAUCGAUUAUUGAAGGGAGCAGUGUUGCGCCACCUGAGGCACCGUUUCCUACUGCUACUGAUGAGCCGACGCAGACUUCUGCUACUGGGACUGGAUCGUAUACGGCAUCCCCUACGCUACCGGAGUUCACUGCUGCAGCGGAUGCAGUCAGGGUCCCGGCUGUUGUUGUUGGUGUUCUUGGAUGGGCUGCUUUGAUGAUGUAA